AUGAGUGCGAGGGCAUUACGAAGAUUAGAACGUCAAAAAUUGGAAAAAGAAUUACUGAGUACGCCUGAGCCCCAAGAUGCGUCUGAUGAUAAAGAAGAGUUUGAACAACCAGCUAAACCAAAAGUGAAUGCCUUUGCGUUACUAAAUGAUCAAGACGAAAGUGAAAAUGAAAGUGAUGAAGAGAUUUCAAGCAAACCAGAGAUUAAAAAAGAUGAAAUCAAACCUGUUAUACUUUUAACAAAGUCGUCAAAAAAACUGAAAAAAAAGAAAGCAAAGAAGAAACAAACUCAGAAGCAAGUUGAUGAAUAUAGUGAUGAUGAAUUUGAUAAAAUCUUACAGGAGAUGAAACAAAAGGAUGAUGAUUCAAAAAGUUCCCUGGAAGUACCUGACUCAAAACUUUUGGAUUCGUAUGAUUUUGAAGCGGAACUAGAUUUGAUUACAGAAUCACAACAAGUUUACGAUUCCAACUUCAAAUAUUUUACGACAAAUAGAUUAAAGAAAUCAUUACCUUUAUUGUCAAUUGGCUCUUUUUCUAAUUUGGAUCAGGAUAAUGAAUAUAAAAAUCUAUUUGGCAAUUUAUCAAUGGAAGCCAUUGAUGAUGCCAAUGCAUCUACCGCAUUAGCUGUUUCACCCGAGGUAUUGCAACAAUUUAAAAGGCUAGCAAGAUUGACCCGUGGUUGGGGUGGUAAAGAUAGAAGAGGAGUUCCUGGAACCACAAGAAAGUUGUUAAUGUCCAAAAUCAAAGAUGACUGGUUACCAACCACCUUGAAACCAAUGAAUAUGGAUGAAAUCCGAGCAGAUGAUUAUGUUAAAUUUUUGGACUACAAGGAAGAAGAAGUUAGCGUAGAAGAGUUACAAAUGAAAGUGAAAAGUGAAGCUGAAUUAGGUGUCAAGUACUUCCAAUUUUCCAAGAUUAACGAUAUCAAGGAAAGAGUAGCUAACACAAGAUUCUACGCCAGUGUUGUCAUGACCCCUGAUCCAGAUUCAUUGAUGCAACUUUUACAGCAAUAUCCAUAUCAUGUUGAAACAUUGUUGCAAGUUGCGAUGGUUUUAUUACGUCAGGGUGAUAAUAAAGCCACCAGUAAUGCAUUGAUUGAACGUGCCUUAUUUGCCUUUGAUCGUUCAUUCCAUAAAAACUUCCAUGAAUUGUUGAGCCAGGCUUCUAAUGGGUUAGUAAGAUUGCCUUACGAAAGGUUUAUGAACCGUCAAUUCCAUUUGUACUUGUUCAGAUACAUUGUAGCCCUUGGUGAAAGAUCUACUUUUUACACUGCAUUGACUUACUGUAAGUUAUUAUUAAGUUUAAACCCUGCUGAAGAUCCCCUUGGGGUUAGAUACUUUAUUGAUUUUUAUGCGAUAAUGAGUGAAGAAUUCAAGUAUUUGGUCCAGUUCACUGAGUCGCCAUUGGUUCAAACAUAUACUAAAUGGCUUACUCCAGGACUUGCAUUUUCAACAGUUUUGGCAUAUUUGAAAUUAAACCAAACCGAUAAAGCACAAGCUGCUUUAGAGAAAGCAUUUGAACACCAUCCAUAUACUGCCUUUAAAUUGUACCAACUCAUAGGUUUAGGUGAUAACUUGGCAAUUUCUGAAUCGUCAUUUAAUGUUACAACCGAGAUACUGAUUGCAACAGAAACCUAUCUAGUCAGAUGUGGAAUCAUGUGGAAUGACCAAAGUCAUAGACAAUUCUUACAUGACGCUUUGCAGAAAUUGUUUGACGGUUGGAAACCCGAUAAGUCAAAAUCAAUAACAUCCUCAUUAUUUGGAUUAUUGGGCUUCUCUGGUGGUGAUACAGUGAAUCAAGAAGUACCAUUUAAUUUAUUAAGAUUUGCAAUUUUAUCUGGUGAAAACAAAAUCAUUGCAAAAUUACCGCAAAAAUUGUUAUCAAGAAAUGACCUUUUCGAAUAUGAUUUGGUUCCACCUAAUAUGGAAAACGAGCAACCUAUGAUUCUUGGUAUGCUUCAACAGAAUACCAAGGUUAUCGAUCAUUUGAUCGAUUAUGUUGAUCAAAAUUUAUUAGGAACCAUUAUUCAAAGUAGAACAGCUGAAGAACAAGACUUUGAUGAAAUUAUAAGAGGUAUCGAAAUGCAGAAUGUGAAUGAUGAUGCUGAAUAA
Molecule: messenger RNA, 2109 nt
Organism: Candida tropicalis MYA-3404
Lineage: Eukaryota; Fungi; Ascomycota; Pichiomycetes; Serinales; Debaryomycetaceae
Exons: 1
Coding region: 1-2109 (702 amino acids)
Biological process (GO): rescue of stalled cytosolic ribosome; ribosome-associated ubiquitin-dependent protein catabolic process
Cellular component (GO): RQC complex
Molecular function (GO): protein binding
Source: RefSeq, a predicted model, not a curated record